AUGAGACCUGCCUUUUGGCAGUUUAUGCAGAAAGAGGCCAUUCGUCCAUCAAAAAAGCAUUUUGGCAAGAGAUUUUUCAGCAAGGUUUCGAACUCACCCUUUUGUGUUCGGCAAGUGAUUUUGGCAGGAGGUCGUGACUGUCGUGCAUCUCCCUUCAAUUUCUUUCACAACCCUUGUCGUUCGGCAGGGGUGGACUUGGUUAGCACGGGGGCUUGGUUCAGUAAGAUGGGGUCUGUGAGGCCUUGGCGUGUUUUCGGAACUGAGGAAGUCGAGGUCUCCUACGUUCAGCAUGGCCCUUGCUGUUCGGCAAAGGAGCUGGGUUCGUGA
This is a messenger RNA of Prunus armeniaca (apricot), 327 nucleotides long. Lineage: Eukaryota; Viridiplantae; Streptophyta; Magnoliopsida; Rosales; Rosaceae. The record is from the annotation of a GenBank genome assembly.